Nicotiana tabacum (common tobacco) is the source of this 1278-nucleotide messenger RNA. NCBI's taxonomy places the organism in Eukaryota, Viridiplantae, Streptophyta, Magnoliopsida, Solanales, Solanaceae. The record is from RefSeq and is a predicted model, not a curated record.
UAAUUAAUUUCCUCUGGUACUUCGCUCAGAAAGGAAAGGCAAAAAACUCCGUCCACGCAGGAUCGCCGGAGCCUCGUCGGAAAAGAAGAAAAGCAUGGGUGUGGACUACUACAAAGUACUUCAGGUGGACCGCAACGCCAAAGAAGACGACCUCAAAAAAGCGUAUCGCAAGCUCGCCAUGAAAUGGCACCCUGAUAAGAACCCUAACAACAAAAAAGAUGCUGAAGCCAAAUUCAAACAAAUCUCUGAAGCCUACGAUGUGUUGAGUGAUCCACAGAAGAGGGCAGUGUAUGAUCAAUACGGAGAAGAGGGGUUAAAAGGGCAGGUGCCACCACCAGGUGCCGGUGGAUACCCAGGCACAUCAGAUGGUGGGGCGGGUCACGGGUCGUUCCGGUUUAACCCACGUAGUGCUGAUGAUAUAUUCAGUGAAUUUUUCGGGUUUUCGAGCCCGUUUGGUGGUGGAAUGGGAGAUAUGGGUGGUGGAAGGGCAGGUGGUUCAAGUUUUCCUAGGGGUAUGUUUGGUGAAGAUAUUUUCACUUCUUUCAGGAAUGCUGCCGGUGAAGGUGCAUCAAGUAAUGUUCCACGAAAGGCUGCUCCGAUUGAGCGGACGCUGCCUUGUAGUUUGGAGGAUUUGUAUAAAGGAACCACCAAGAAGAUGAAGAUAUCCAGAGAAGUUACUGAUGCUACUGGGCGACCCAGUACAACCGAGGAAAUUCUGACAAUUGAUAUCAAACCAGGAUGGAAGAAGGGGACUAAGAUAACAUUUCCAGAGAAAGGAAACGAGCAACGAGGCAUAAUUCCCUCGGACCUUGUCUUCAUAAUCGAUGAGAAGCCGCAUAGUGUCUUCAAGAGAGAUGGCAAUGAUCUCGUUGUCACCCAGAAGAUCUCCCUGGUAGAGGCUCUUACUGGAUAUACUGCUCAAAUAACAACGCUCGAUGGUCGGAAUCUAACCAUACCGAUUAAUUCCAUCAUUAGUCCAAAUUAUGAAGAAGUUAUCAAAGGAGAAGGUAUGCCCAUUCCUAAGGAACCUAGCAAAAAAGGGAACUUGCGAGUGAAGUUUAACAUCAAGUUCCCCAGCAAGCUUACUUCUGAGCAGAAAGCUGGCAUUAAGCGAUACUUAACAUGAUUAUUGAACAUUAGCACCUAAGAGUUUUAUUUAUCAAAUGCUACUACAUAAGCUUGCCCUCUGUCUUUGCUUUUGUUGGUCAUGCAAAGAAAUGUACACGCUAUUCGUUUGUGGAUUUCUUCUGAAACCUUCAGUCCGUUAUUUAAGUCUCA